This is a messenger RNA of Lycium ferocissimum, 1271 nucleotides long. Its product is annotated as mitochondrial succinate-fumarate transporter 1. Gene Ontology annotation, biological process: succinate transport; fumarate transport; transmembrane transport. The record is from RefSeq and is a predicted model, not a curated record. The transcript has 2 exons. NCBI's taxonomy places the organism in Eukaryota, Viridiplantae, Streptophyta, Magnoliopsida, Solanales, Solanaceae. The coding region runs from base 3 to 932 and encodes 309 amino acids.
UAAUGGGUGAAGAAAAUUCAAAGAAGAAAAAAACAAUCCCACCAUACAUGAAAGCCAUAUCCGGUUCAUUAGGUGGCAUAGUUGAAGCCAGUUGUUUACAACCGAUUGACGUCAUCAAAACCCGGCUUCAACUGGACCGGGCCGGUUCAUACAAGGGAAUUAUCCACUGCGGUACGAACAUUGUUACUAACGAAGGUGUAAGGGCUUUAUGGAAAGGUUUGACCCCAUUUGCUACUCAUUUGACUUUAAAAUAUGCGCUUCGUAUGGGUUCAAAUGCGGUUUUCCAAACAGCUUUUAAGGAUACCGAAACGGGUAAACUUAGCCCCUCGGGUCGGGUCAUGGCCGGGUUUGGUGCGGGUGUACUUGAAGCUCUUGUUAUUGUAACUCCCUUUGAGGUGGUGAAGAUUAGACUACAGCAGCAGAGAGGAUUAAGCCCUGAGCUUCUGCGAUACAAGGGACCCAUACAUUGUGCUCGUUUGAUUGUUCGUGAAGAAGGCAUUCUGGGUCUCUGGGCAGGUGCUGCCCCAACUGUUAUGCGCAAUGGCACGAAUCAGGCCGCAAUGUUUACAGCCAAGAAUGCAUUUGACUCAAUGUUAUGGAAGAAAACUGAAGGUGAUGGAACAGUUCUUCAGCCAUGGCAGUCUAUGAUAUCAGGAUUCCUAGCAGGGACAGCUGGUCCCAUAUGCACUGGUCCAUUUGAUGUUGUGAAAACAAGGCUCAUGGCUCAGAGUAAAUCCGGGGGCGAGUUGAAGUACAGAGGAAUGUUUCACGCCAUCUCAACAAUAUAUACAGAAGAAGGAUUGCGUGCCUUGUGGAAGGGACUAAUUCCCCGGCUCAUGAGGAUCCCACCUGGCCAGGCGAUUAUGUGGGCUGUGGCUGACCAAAUAAUUGGCUUUUACGAGAAGGCAUAUUUAACAAAUGCACCUUUAUAGGCUUUGUUCUGGUUCUUAGUUCAUUUUUCUGCAGAAGCUCGGCAAGUUUUACCCUUUAUAGUUCCUUUAGCUAUUAAUUGAAGGCGAAAAGAAGAUGGCGCUAAACUAUAGCCACAUUCUACUGAGAUGCCGCAACCUUAACAAUGUUCUUAUGGACUACCUCCAUCUUUACAUGCCGGGGAACUGAGUUUUGGAGUAAAAUUAAAAUCCUUGAAGCCUCUUUUUGAUGUGUGUGAGGAUGGAAAUCCUAACUGGUCAGGCUGAAGUGCUUGAGAACAUUCUUAUUUUUAACCUUGUCAAAAGAAAAAAAUAAAACAUUUUUAACCUUUUAUUUUAUUU